Diabrotica balteata is the source of this 1974-nucleotide messenger RNA. NCBI's taxonomy places the organism in Eukaryota, Metazoa, Arthropoda, Insecta, Coleoptera, Chrysomelidae. The record is from the annotation of a GenBank genome assembly.
AUGGAUUCAGGCAAGGAUCCUAGUGUUCUAGUUAUUUCUCAAUUAGUUGCCAGUGAAAUCGAAGCCAUCUGGGAAAAAGCCUCAGUUCCCACUGUAUCAAGCAAUCGUAUUAUUAGAUUAAUUCGUGAUAUCCUGAUAAGUUCAGUGGAAUAUUAUACUAAACAGGACGUUGAUGCUUACGAAAAACUAUUAAACGAUGCAUUAGAAGCCAGCAAAACUUAUCAAACGGCAACUAGUGCACUUGAAUAUAAAGCUUUAAAAUCUGGACCUCCGCAAGAUGCUGGUUCUUACGACUUCAUUGUAGUUGGAUCAGGAUCGACUGGAUCCUUGUUAGCUAGUCGUCUCUCCGAAAUUUCAAACUGGAAAGUUUUAGUGCUGGAAGCAGGCAAUUAUGGCAACAAUAUAACGGAUGUGACGGCAAUGAGUUACAAGGCUAUGAUUAUGAGUGACUUCAAUUGGGGUUAUUACAGUGUACCACAGAAUAAUAGUUGUUUAGGGUUUGAAGAAAACAGGUGUCCCCAUAUUAGAGGAAAAGGAGUCGGUGGCACAUCUCUUUUAAACGCACUAAUUUACGUUAGAGGCAACAAAUUAGAUUUUGACACUUGGUGUUCAAUGGGUAACAAAGGAUGGUGUUAUAAUGAGUCAUUGCCAUAUUUUUUAAAGACUGAACAUCUCCAUUGGACAGAUCCAAAUGCUCCUAUUGACCUUGCUUAUCACAAUUUAACAGGGUUAUUGUGGGUAGAGCAACCUAUGCCUAGAACGCAACAUACUAAGAUAUUCUUAGAAGCAAAUGAACAAAUGGGCUAUAAACUUCGUGAUGUAAACGGCGCAGAUCAAAUUGGUGUUAUGCCUUUCCAGAUAAACACUAGAAUUGGCAGGAGACAGGACAGUGGUACUGCAUUUAUAAAACCAUUUUUAAACCGAAAAAAUCUAAAAGUACUGACCAAAGCUUUGGCCACAAAGAUUAUUAUCAAAAAUAAAAUAGCAACGGGAGUUCAAUACUUGCAAAAUGGUGUAUUAUAUGAGGCAACAGCUAAAAAGGAAGUUAUUGUAAGUGCUGGGACAAUUAAUAGUCCACAAUUAUUGAUGUUAUCAGGAAUAGGACCUAAAGUGCAUUUACAAAAAUUCAAGAUACCAUUAGUUCAAGAUCUGGAAGUUGGAAGUAGUUUCUCGGAUCAUUUACAAGUUUAUGGCAUGGUGUACACGAGUAAUCUUUCAGAACCAAUAAAAACUCUUCGAGAAUCAAUUGCUGAAUAUUUAAAUAACGGUACUGGAUAUCUUGCUGAAGCAUUAGCAUCUCAAGGUGUCGGAUACUAUAUAAGUAAACUUGAACCCACUGCUGGCUAUUCAGAUAUAGAAUUGAGCUUUGCCGAUACAAAUACCACAACUGACGCGAUAUCCCGUUUUAUGAGGUGGAGACCAGAUAUAGGUGUAUCAGCAAACGGUAUUGACUCCGCCAGUUCAUUUAAAAUAUUUGUAACUCCUUUACAUACAAAAUCAUUAGGUACGGUUAGAUUACGGAGUGCCAGUCCUUUAGAUUAUCCAGAUAUAGAUCCCAACAUACUGUCAGACCCUGAAGGACAUGAUCUAGAAAGUGUUUAUCUUGGAGUACAAUUCGCGGUAAAUCUUACAAAGCAGGGACCUUUUAAGAAAAUAAAUGCCAAAUUGCAACAAAACCCGGUAAAACAAUGCAGACAGUAUGAAUUCAUGAGUAGAGAAUAUUGGAAGUGUGCUAGUAAAUACAUCGUCUGUCAUAAUAAUCAUCCUGUCGGUACUUGCAAAAUGGGUCCAAAUCCAAAAGUUGGUCACGUAGUUGAUAACGAAUUAAAAGUGUAUGGAAUUAAGAGAUUACGAGUUGCCGAUGCUAGUGUUAUACCUCUUUCUACCUCUAGUCAUCUAAACGCAAUUUGUUACUUAAUUGCGGAAAAGGCGGCUGAUUUUAUUAAGAAAGAUCAUGGAAAGUUGAACUCUUAA